UUCUCUCCGGGCGCCGAUUGGCUGAGAGAGCAGUUCUCGCGAGAUCCGCGCGCCAGAGGCCUGGCAGAGGCGGCGGUGGAGUCCGCGUUCGUGCGUUGAAGCCGGUAUCGUAGCGCGCUCGUAAGAGACCAGGAUGAGUUAUGCAGAAAAACCUGAUGAAAUCACAAAAGAUGAAUGGAUGGAAAAACUUAAUAACUUGCAUAUUCAGAGAGCAGACAUGAACCGCCUUAUCAUGAACUACCUUGUUACAGAGGGCUUUAAAGAAGCAGCGGAGAAAUUUCGAAUGGAGUCUGGAAUUGAACCCAGUGUUGAUUUAGAGACUCUUGAUGAAAGAAUAAAAAUCAGAGAAAUGAUACUGAAAGGACAGAUUCAAGAAGCCAUUUCAUUAAUAAACAGCCUCCAUCCAGAACUGUUAGAUACAAACAGAUAUCUUUACUUUCAUUUGCAGCAGCAGCAUUUGAUUGAACUGAUUCGGCAGCGUGAGACAGAAGCAGCUCUGGAGUUUGCUCAGACCCAAUUAGCAGAGCAAGGUGAGGAGAGCCGGGAGUGCCUGACGGAAAUGGAGCGCACGCUGGCUUUGCUCGCCUUCGAUAAUCCUGAAGAAUCACCAUUUGGAGACUUGCUUAACAUGAUGCAGCGACAGAAGGUAUGGAGUGAGGUUAAUCAAGCUGUUCUAGACUAUGAAAAUCGUGAAUCAACACCCAAGUUGGCAAAAUUACUGAAACUACUACUGUGGGCUCAGAAUGAGCUAGACCAGAAGAAAGUGAAAUACCCCAAAAUGACAGACCUCAGCAAGGGGACAAUUGAAGAACCCAAGUAAAAUGUGUGCAGAUGGACAUCAAACAAUCAUAGUACUGCACAGUAUACAUUUAUAUCAGUCUGUGACUGAAAUAUUUUUACUACAGUACAGCACUCAAUUCAGAUUUUUCAAUGAACAUCUAAUUUGAAGGGAGAAAAGUCCCUUUUGAAUGCUGCAAAAACUGCAUUGAAAGGCGCUGUAUCUCUUUGGAAGUCUGACUUAGGCUAUGCACUAUAAUACAUUUUUAAAAAACAACCCAUUAAACAGGACAGGAAAAAAAUCACGUUUUUAAAAGUACAGAACUCAAGCUUUCUAAUUGGCUACUGAUGCUUAGUUGAGUGGUCAGUGAGUUAAUAUGAGUUACAUUGGCAAUUAUUCAGUUAAGUUUAACUGUCUCCUGUUUGAAAUGUGUAUAUAGAACAGUGAAUAUUUUCUACCUUUAAGUUAUAGCAAGAUAUACAUUCCCCUUAAGAGUAACUGGUCUUGUUUUCAUCUAUAAACUUUGCAGUAAGGUCAACCUUUUGCCUAGGAAAUAGUGUACAAACUUGUAAAUCUUAAUUUAAGAACUUUUUUUUCCUUGUUUCUGACUUUUUGGUGCUUUAUAUGGUGAGAGCUAUGUUCAUAAUGGAUCAGUGACCCAGCUUUUUUCAUGAGAAGUAUUGUUGCAAAUAAGUUUUUUUCUUAGUUUUCACAAAUGACCAAAAUGGCCCUCAGAGGCGUUUGAGAGUUUUUCUUCAAGGGGACCUUUCCCCUCCAUAUUGAGUUUGCAGCUGCAGACACUGCAGUGAUUGCAGCAGGCUCGUAGAGCUUGGAGGGCCACUGGAUUUUUGUAAGCUGAAAGACAUACUUGUGUUAGGAAAUGAAGUGGGGGGAGAGAUACUUACGGAAGCCUCUGAUGCAUCUUCUUGUGCAGGAUCUGCCUUUACUCUUGUCGAAUAAGAAUCGUAGUUCUAGAGCUACUUGGGCUGUUUUUAUGCCUUGAGCUGAGCAGAGCAGGGCUGUCUUUCAAGACUGAAAUGUCAGGUUUUGUUUGAUUCUUUCCAUACCUUUCUGAAGAGAUGCAAUUCAUCUUCACCCGUAUCGCUUUGUUUACUGACUGCCCUCACUCCAGUUAGGAUUCUAGUUUUAAUGUUUUACGUGUGAAGUCCAGACUUUCAAGUCAACAAAUUGUAAUCUUGUGGGUAUGGGAUGUUCAGGUCAACUUAAUUUUGCAGCACUGUUCACUGGUGUACAUCCAGUGGUAGGAAGCACUAAUCUUGCCAAAUCAAUCUGUAGGUUUUUUAGGUCUGUACAUCAAGUUAUUAACGAUUUGUUGAACGAAGACCGACCUGGUGGGUGAAGUAGCUGAACAUCACGAUGCACUGGCAGUCGUCACACCAGUCCCAUACUGUACAUAAUCUAGUCUUGUAUGGUAGAUAUUACCCUGUAGAAUGAAACUUAGUUUUCACUUAAUUUUACUGGAAUACUUACGCAUUAAACUGUAUAAAGCUUUGCAGAUACACCUGACUUAUGGAAACUAAAAAAAAAAACAAAAAAAAAAACAAAAAAAAACCUGUUACUGGUUGCAUUACUGUGAACACUGUUUACUUGUGUAGCUGUUUUUUUGUGAGGGGAAUCCAUUGUUUGUUAAGCAGCUAUUAGAGAUGCAGAGUACUAAGUUUAAGCUAGGUGAUGGAUAUAACAAAAUGAGUUGUUCUCAUUUAUUACUGAUAGUUUUGUUCUGCACUUUUAAGGCAUUUUGUGGCAUGGAGGUCUCGAAGUUUAUACGUAACAAGCAAGCUGUCAGUUGCCCCCAGUUACAGCGGUGGUCUGGCUUUCCUUCUCCCAGACUGGUUAUUUUAACACCAACAUUUUAACAGUUGUGUUUUUUCCUUUUCUUUUCUUUCCCAUUCGGUUGAUGUCUGAAAACCAUGUACAACUUUGAGUUUGUCAGAAACUGUGUGGUUAAUGUCACUUUGUUUAAUAACAAACUGCAGAAACAAAACUGGAAUAGCUCUAUUUUCUUCAUAUGUAACUGAUCAGCUUUUCCUCUGUUCUGAUGCUUACCUACUAAAUCUAAAGCUUCUCCCAGAUGAAGUGGAAAGCAGUGCGGUUCUGUGGCAUGACUAGCAUUUUUCUCCAUGAGAAAUGCAGUAUUGCAGUCCUGGUUGAGAAGUUCACUGUACUUCUGGAACGCUACGUUAAUUUCACAUAGCAUUUGGGCAAAGAGUGAGCAUAGAUUACUUGAAUUUUCACUAGCUUGUUGUUUUUUUUCCAUUUAAAAAAAAAUGUUUUUUAAGGGGUUUAAUAUAAAGUUAGUCUAGAACUAUUUCACUUUGUUUUUAUGAACAUGCCACAUUGAUAAGCAGCUUUAAUCUGUAAAGUUUUUUGGUAACUGCAAGAAAAUAUUCGAAAGCUAUGCAUUUUAGAGAAAGCAUAAAGGUAGUCAUAAUGGUACUUCUAAGGAUCUUUAUAUUAGUGUAUAUAAAAUAGUUUGCAUAUACAAAUAUAAUAUAUAAUCUGUUUGAAAUAUUCUUGGAUGGUAGGGGCUGUGAAACAUAAUUUAUGGAAAUAUUGUACACAGUAAACAGACCUCUGUCAGUACACGAAUGGACUUUUGUCAUAUGCAUGAGAAAUGUCUUAUUUGGUGACUACUAAUGAAUGGGAUUUUGUUAACCCAUUUUUGUUAGAUAACCACUUUAACAAAUACUAUUAAAUGCCACUUUGAACAGUU
This is a messenger RNA of Lagopus muta (rock ptarmigan), 3512 nucleotides long. RefSeq names its product GID complex subunit 8 homolog (gene GID8). Bases 134 to 820 code for a protein of 228 amino acids. Gene Ontology annotation, biological process: proteasome-mediated ubiquitin-dependent protein catabolic process; positive regulation of canonical Wnt signaling pathway. The transcript has 5 exons. Gene Ontology annotation, molecular function: protein binding. Gene Ontology annotation, cellular component: nucleus; cytoplasm. The record is from RefSeq and is a predicted model, not a curated record. NCBI's taxonomy places the organism in Eukaryota, Metazoa, Chordata, Aves, Galliformes, Phasianidae.